AUGAAUCUCCUGGAAGUGGCAGAUUUCUACAUUGGACGAAUUCUAUCGUCGCAAGCCAAAAGUGGGACUAGCGUGGUACAACAAUCGCGAGUCAAGGCUAUGUUACUAGAUAAAUGGACAGUGGGAACAAUUUCGAUGUGUACUACCCAAACUGAGUUGCUAGAACACGAAAUUUAUUUGGUGGAGACUAUUGAGAAUCAAGCGAGGGAUACGAUGCGACAUUUGAGAUGUUUGGUGUAUGUUAAGCCAACAGACGAAACUAUAGGAUUUUUGGUAGACGAAUUGAGAAACCCGCGAUAUGGCGAGUACUAUAUUUUUUUCAAUAACACCAUCAGUAAGUCGCAAUUGGAGAGACUAGCGGAAGCAGACGAUUUAGAAGUUGUUAGUAAAGUGGAAGAGGUGUUUCAAGAUUACGAGAUCAUCAAUUCGGAUCUUUUUACCAUGGGAUCAGUCCCAAAUUCACCACUUUUCAGAAAUCGGAUGAUGUGGGAUAGCAGCGGACUCGAAGAAGUGACAAGCUCACUUAUUUCGGUUCUUUUGUCGCUAAAAGUCAGGCCACAAGUGCGAUAUGACGUGGGGAGUAAACUCGGUAUGAAAUUGGCACAAAACGUGGUUGAACAGGUGAAGAAAAAUGACAAGAAAUUGUUCGAUUUCCCAGUUCAGGAUUCGACGCCCAUGCUCCUGAUAUUGGACCGUGCAAGUGACGUGGUAACGCCACUUUUGCAACCCUGGACAUAUCAGUCUCUGAUCUACGAAUACAUUGGUAUAAAGCGAAAUAUUGUUGAUCUAUCAGAUGUACCGGGGCUCGAUGAAUCCUUAAAGCAGGUGGUAUUAUCUCCAAAGCAAGAUGGAUUUUUCCGGGAUACUAUGUUUUUGAAUUUCGGGGAUUUAGGUGAUCGCAUCAAGCAUUACGUGUCAAACUAUAAAGAUAAAACUAAGGCAAGUAACCAGAUCAACACCUUGGAAGACAUCCGACAAUUUGUAGAGAAAUUUCCUGAGUUCAAAAAAUUGUCAGGAAACGUUUCGAAGCAUAUGGCGAUUGUCGGGGAAUUGGAUCGUCAGCUACAACUGAGGCACAUUUGGGAUAUUAGUGAGAUCGAGCAAAACAUUUCGGUACACGUAGACGACUCGGAGGAUUUCCAAGACUUGCUCAACCUCGUUGGGAACUCGGAAAUUGAACCUUUCUAUAAAAUGAAGCUCGCUUGCAUUUUUGCGGCGCGUACCAAUAACCCGGGUAGGAAAAGCGAACUAGAACAAUUGCUCUCAAAAACUAUUCCGCUUGAAGAAGUCAAUUUCUACCAUCGUUUUAACAGCUUGUUUGUAUCGCGUAAAAGUAAUUCAGCGGUACGGAAGGACAAGGAUGACAUUUUAAGUGAACUCACCAAGAAAUUCAAUCACAAAGCACAUCAAAAAUCAGAGAAUGUCUUUAUGCAGCACAUGCCAGAGUUAUCACAUGUGUUAGACGAUUUACUGAAAAACAAACUCUCUGAUGAGAAAUAUCCUAACUUAGGAGAUCAGCCGAGGGGACCUCCGCAAGACGUCAUUAUCUUUUUCGUUGGCGGUGUAACAUUUGAAGAGGCUAGAGUAGUCCACCAGUUCAAUGAAUCAUUGAAAAAAGGUAACGCACGACUUAGGAUAAUCUUAGGCGGGACUUCUGUUUUGAAUACCAAGGAAUUCAUCUCCUAUUGCAACGAUUUGGCAAACGAUGGGGCUGCUCUAAAUUUGUUGUAA
Lachancea mirantina is the source of this 1731-nucleotide messenger RNA. The record is from the annotation of a GenBank genome assembly. NCBI's taxonomy places the organism in Eukaryota, Fungi, Ascomycota, Saccharomycetes, Saccharomycetales, Saccharomycetaceae.